CAGGGAGAGGCAGCGCCGGUGCCUUCCCCGCCCGGCCAGGGCGGGGCAGGGGGGCGGCCGUUGCCGCCGCUUCCCGGUCGCCCGCUACGGCCCGGGCCGCGGCAGGAACCAUGAGCGGCUCCGGCCCGGAGGGGCCGCAGCCCAGCCAGGCGGCGGAGCAGGACCGGCAGCAGGAGGCCGAGCGGGACUGGGCAGCGGCCAAGGCUUUCUAUGACAAUCUGGUUACUCAGAGACCCCGGCCGCCCAAGCCCCAGAACGCCAUCACGGUGGCCGUGUCCUCCCGAGCACUCUUCAACCUGGUGGAGGAGCAGCGGAUCUACGAGGAGCAGGGCGUGGAGAAGUACGUGGAGUACCAGCAGAAGAACGAGAACAUCAUCCUCAAGCCCGGACCGGCGUUCUACUUCGUCAAGGCACUGGAGCACGUCAAUGCCCGGCUGCUGGAGCUGUACCCUGAUGACGAAGAACGCUUUGAUAUUGUCCUGAUGACAAACAACCAUGCCCAAGUGGGAGUGAGGCUCAUAAACAGCAUCAAUCACUAUGGUUUAACAAUUGAACGUUUCUGUAUGACGGGGGGAGAGAGCCCCAUUGGUUACCUGACCGCGUACCUCACCAACCUGUACCUCUCAGCGGAUUCUGACAAAGUGCAGGAAGCUAUAGAAGCAGGCAUUGCAUCAGCUACGAUGUUCACUGCUAACAAAGAUGUUGUUUACUCGGAUACACAGCUGAGGGUGGCUUUUGAUGGGGAUGCUGUUAUCUUUUCUGAUGAAUCAGAACAGAUUUACAAAGAGCAAGGAUUAGAUAGAUUUUUUGAACAUGAACAGAUGAAUGAAAAUAAGCCUCUUGCACAGGGUCCUUUGAAGGGUUUUCUGGAAGACCUGGGAAAACUCCAGAAGAAGUUCUAUGCAAAAAAUGAACGAUUAAAUUGUCCUAUCAGGACCUACCUGGUCACAGCCAGAAGUGCAGCGAGCUCUGGAGCCAGAGUGCUGAAGACUCUUCGUAGCUGGGGUCUGGAGAUUGAUGAGGCACUUUUCCUAGCAGGAGCACCUAAAGGACCAAUCCUGGUGAAAAUCCGCCCUCACAUUUUCUUUGAUGACCAGAUGUUCCACAUUGAAGGAGCACAGAAAUUAGGCGCCAUAGCCGCACAUGUCCCCUAUGGCAUUUCUCAGAAGUACCAAAAAUCUACAUGACUGGAGGGUGCCAUUAAGGAUAAGGUUCUUAACUCAGCCAGCCUCUAAUGUACCAAUAGUUACAUCUGAAAAUCUCUACAUUUGUGUAUUGUAAGCAUUGUGUCUAAAAUUUAACUUUUGGCUAGAACAGCCUUUAAAGGAAGUAUUUUUAAUAUUGGUAAGUUUUUAAUAGAGUUAUUUUAAUAUAAUUCUUAAGGAGUUUAGAUUUUUUUACCUGUCUGUAUCUAACAUUGUGGUUCUGAUAUUAGGAGAUUUGUACUGUUUUUAUAGCUUGAGACAUAUUCUGAGACAGAACAGUUAUAUUUUAUCUAAAAUCUGUUGACGGGUUAUUUAUAAGAAAAUUCAUGCUGCAAUGCUGGUUCUUGACAGUCAUUUCUGAAGUUCCCAAAAGCACAGUUUACAUGUAACUGUUUACCUGUUGGUGGUUUGCUGGUUAAAUAUGUGUUCAAUAGGUCUGUAACCACACGGUUUUGGCUCCUAGUAAAAUAUUAGUGCAUUUGGUUGUGUUUGCACAUAUUUUUCUAUAUUGUUUUCUUAUCUUAAUAAAGCUGGCUUUACAGAA
Molecule: messenger RNA, 1749 nt
Organism: Passer domesticus (house sparrow)
Lineage: Eukaryota; Metazoa; Chordata; Aves; Passeriformes; Passeridae
Gene: NT5C1B
Product: 5'-nucleotidase, cytosolic IB
Exons: 6
Coding region: 111-1187 (358 amino acids)
Biological process (GO): adenosine metabolic process; nucleotide metabolic process
Cellular component (GO): cytosol; cytoplasm
Molecular function (GO): nucleotide binding; 5'-nucleotidase activity; magnesium ion binding
Source: RefSeq, a predicted model, not a curated record